AUGGCUGACAAGCACAUAUCCGGAGACGGUAGGGAUGUUUUUGAUGAUUCUCUAUUGGAUCUCAAGGUUUACACCGGCAAUGGUUCUACAGAAAAGAUGCAAGAGGACCAGAACUUGUGGCCCAGACCUCUGGCUCAAAAAUGGAUCGUGAUGCUGUUUAUGGGCACCUGCCUCCUCUUCUGUGCCAGGAUGGCCAUGCCGAUCUGUGCGGUCUCAAUGGCAGCCACUUUUCACUGGAGCAAGAUCGAUUCUGGUCUGGUCCUAGGUGGAUUCUUCUGGGGUUACUGUCUCACACAGAUCCUUGGAGGACAUGCCAGCGACAAAGUGGGAGGAGAGAGGGUCCUGUGCAUCUCUGCAGCCUUGUGGUCUCUGAUCACAGCUGGGACUCCUCUUCUGACCCGGCUAGGCUGUCACACCUUCGCUCUCAUGACUAUGGCCAGAUUCCUCAUGGGACUAUUGCAAGGUGUGUUUUUUCCAUCGUUGGCCAGCCUGUGCUCACAGCGUGUGGUGGAAGGAGAGAGAGGGUUUCUAAUGAGCACCAUACACAGUGGUAGCUAUCUGGGAACAUUGUUAGCAGGUGGGCUGGGGUCCUUGAUGCUGGACAGGUAUGGCUGGGAAAGUAUGUUCUACAGCAUCGGUUUCCUGUCCGGACUCUGGGCGCUCGUUGUUUGGCAGUGUUUUCUGAAAGGUGACCUUACCCCCAAGCAGAUGGAAACAAGUGACAACUCACAAUGGAAGAUGUCAAGAACACGCUGGCUGAGUCUUUUUAAGAAGCAGUCUGUCUGGGCCAUGAUCUUUGCUCACAUGUGCAUGUGCGGCACUUCCUACACUUUACUGUCAUGGUUGCCAACAUACUUCAAAGAGUCAUUUCCUCAUGCUAUGGGAUGGGUGUAUAAUGUCAUUCCUUGGCUAGUUGCAAUUCCAUCAGCACUGGGUGGAGGAUAUGUUUCAGAUUUCCUCAUCAAAAAAGGAUAUGGUGUGGCAUCUGUGAGAAAGAUAAUGCAGUUCUUCGCUAUGGGUGUAUCGAGUAUCUUUAUCAUGCUCCUGUCUGGAGCUGUCAAAUUUCCCUCCGCUGUCAUUUUCGUCUCUGCUGCUUUGAGUGUAUCCACCUUCACUAGCAGUGGUGUGUCUGUGAAUGUGCAGGAUCUCACACCAUCAUGUGCCGGUGCCCUUUAUGGUUUUAUGAAUAUGUUGGGUGCUUUCACGGGACUGGUGAUGGUCUCGGUGUCAGGCUACCUGAUUGAUGUCACCCUGUCGUGGGCCACAGUGUUCUCCCUUGUCAUUUUAGUAAACGCCACAGGCCUCGGAGUCUUCCUCAUCUUUGGAGACGCCCGUCGUGUCGACCUGGAAGAUUACAGCCAGGUCGUGGUGGUUUGACCCAGAACUUUCUGCUGAAAAUACCAGUCAGUGUCUGAUUUGUGAAAAUGUGCGUUACAUUUGGAUCUCCCUCAUUUCAUGUCAUUUAUUGUACAGUACACACAGUAAACACAGUGUUUAUCAGGAAUAACUGCAGUUUUGGAUGGUAUCAUGUCAUGUUUUCUUUGUCAUUUUUGACAAGAGAAUCAUAGUUUUGUAAAAGUACGUGGAAAUAGACUUCCUCUCUCGAAAAUGAAGGAACUGGAAUAUUUCAGGCAAGUUUUUGUUCUGUUGUUCUUACCGGAAAUCUCUCUGGAUAAACAACGUCUGCUAAAUAUGAAUUGCAGAGUAUAAAUGUUUAUUACUGUAUAAAUAUUUAAUUUAGGAAGUUUGAUAUCCACACAUAAAUGUUUACAUUAAUAAUGACUACAUGCAUAAUGCAAGCUGCUGAUUAUUGUAACAUGUAAAAACACAGCAUAUGUUAACAGGUGAAUUACAGCCAAACUCUAUCAGGACAAAUUAUAACGAGGUAAAGCGCGUUUAUUUGUCGGAGAGCUUUGGCUACACAUAAACUUUUUUGGCUACACGUUUUGGUCUUUUCUUGGGAUUUGUUGACACUAAGAAAUCAUAUUUUUUUAACCGGUCAUGACAUGAAAUGUUGGGUUUGGAGGUCUGUUGUAAUGUUGUGAUGAUGCACCUGUACUGUAACUUUAUUUAUUGAAGUUGGAACUUGUGUACUGGUGAAUCUUAUCUGCUUGUCCUGUGUGUGCGCUGCACCGCUGGCCGCAAUGUUCAAAGCUACUAGAACUAGUGAGGUGUCUUUAAUGAGACUCGACAUGAACUUUGCUUACAAGCACUUAUGACUGGUUUAUAUAUUUAUUAUAUAUAUUUAUCAAACAUUGUUUCUCAAAGUUUGGCUGUUGCGUCUGUGAACUGUUUUGUACAUGUGUCAAAAUGUUAAUGAGAGUGUUUUCGGUGUAUUUUUUUUAUUUUUAUUGAACCAGGAAGUCUGUUGAGAUACAUUAUCUCUUUUACAUGGGAAACCUGGACAAAAGGACUCUGAUUAGGUGAAAUGAUUUAAUUGAUCAAUUUGACUGCAUUUGAUUGCAUUGAUCUACCAAACUGUGGUCCAGUCGCCUGAGCAUGUUAACAAAAUAUUAAAAUUGAUUCAAAUAUUACAAAGUACUUUUUCAUUAUUAGUCAUCUGAUACUGGAACACCAGAGGGUUUGUUUACUGUAAAAUAAAUCCAAAGACAUGAAAAUCUUCCUUCUUCCAAAAAGAGUAACAAAUAUGAACAUAUGUAAUAUAAUUAAUGUAAUAUAACUGACAUAUAAUUGUCUGUCAUGUAGAAGAUAAUGCUAAAAACUGUUUUUUGGAAGGUUUGUCGACUUCAGGCGGAACUAUUCAGUGUUAUUAUCACAUUUAUAAGACAGAUGAAACGGCGUCAGACUGCGGAUGUUUUUAAUUACAGAAUAAUUUAUUUUUCUAGCUGCACUAACUGUUUAAAGCUUUUGUGUUGAUUAACACAAUCUUAUUAGCUUUUUUUUCAAGCGAGGGUACAAAGAACUGAAUAAUAAAGUAAAACUGCAGGCUGCUUUUGAACCGUUGAAGGUGAACGAUGUAAA
Molecule: messenger RNA, 2982 nt
Organism: Thunnus maccoyii (southern bluefin tuna)
Lineage: Eukaryota; Metazoa; Chordata; Actinopteri; Scombriformes; Scombridae
Product: solute carrier family 17 member 9-like
Exons: 13
Coding region: 1-1377 (458 amino acids)
Biological process (GO): transmembrane transport
Cellular component (GO): membrane
Molecular function (GO): transmembrane transporter activity
Source: RefSeq, a predicted model, not a curated record